AUGGGUUGGAGCACCACAAGUGGCAGUAGUAGUAGUAGCAUGCAACAAGGAAUUACGAGUCGACGAAGAAGCCAAGAUGGUCAGAUUGAAGAUUUGAUCGCGUACGCUCGUUCGAAUUACCAAGAGAAUCCGACCGAAUGUUUGGCGGCCUUGUUGGAAGCCAUGACGUUGAACAGUGGCCACAAUGGUACAGCAAACGCCACGAUGGAUCGAUUGCGGAAUGAACUGGGCGACGAUGUAGCCAAUGCCGUAGGAUCGCAGUCGGAACGAACCCAACGAGCACGACGCAUGGUACAAGCUUUACUAGAAGACUCGUCCACCUUUUUGUACGGUCAAGGACGACAACACAUUCUACAGCAAACCAUGGAAGAUGGAUCCAGUGUCGUAUGCUCCAAGUGUCACGCCGUCGUGGCCAGUACACGCUGGAGACAGCAUCAGCAGUAUUGGUGUGAAACCAUACAAGACGACGGUGAUGACGACCAAGAAGAUCAACAUGAAACUAGUAGUAGCAACAUCAUGGACACGACAUGA
This is a messenger RNA of Seminavis robusta, 531 nucleotides long. Lineage: Eukaryota; Bacillariophyta; Bacillariophyceae; Naviculales; Naviculaceae. The record is from the annotation of a GenBank genome assembly.